AUGUCAUCAAGCGAAAGGAAACAAAUCAAAGUUGGUAUCUUGGGUGCUACCGGUACCGUUGGCCAGAGAUUCAUCCAACUUCUCUCCACCCACCCGUACUUCGUCAUUCACGCUCUCGGAGCUUCAUCCCGAUCAGCAGGACAAAGAUAUGGCAAAGUCACCAAAUGGAAGUUGAACACCCCCAUCCCUAAGGAAAUCGGUAACAUGGUAGUACAGGAAUGUAAACCUGAGGCUGAGGGAUUCAGGGAUUGUGGAGUGGUUUUCAGUGGGUUGGAUGCGGAUGUUGCUGGAGAUAUCGAGGAAGCAUUCCGUUCAGCCAACCUCAUCGUCUUCUCCAACGCCAAGAACUACCGACGAGAUCCCCUCUGUCCCCUUAUAGUUCCCCUCGUCAACCCUUCUCAUCUCUCCAUUAUCCCCCAUCAGAAGAAAACUCUAGGUUUAGAAAAAGGAUACAUAGUCACCAAUGCCAACUGUUCUACUACCGGAUUGGUCGUCCCAUUGGCAGCAUUAGAAAAGGCCUUUGGACCAUUGGAAACAGUAAUGGUCACCACCCUCCAGGCAAUUUCCGGUGCAGGUUAUCCCGGUGUAUCAUCUCUGGACAUAUUGGAUAAUGUCGUUCCCCACAUAGGAGGGGAGGAAGAAAAAAUCGAAUGGGAGACAAACAAGAUCUUAGGUGGACUCAAUUCAGAUAAUACACAAUUUGAUUUACAUACCACGGAAAGCGUGAAAGCUAUAAAUGUUUCGGCCACUACUACCAGAGUACCAGUCAUAGAUGGACAUACAGGUGUUGUCUCUGUCAAAUUCAGCAAAUCCCCCGCGCCAUCAAUGGAAGAAAUCGAUAAAGCAUUUAGGGAAUUCAGAUGUGAAGCUCAAGAAUUGAAUGUACCUUCAGCACCACCUCAGGCUAUUGUCGUUCACGAUGCACCCGACAGACCUCAACCUCGAUUAGAUCGAGAUUUACAUAAUGGUGCGUGUGUAAGUGUAGGUAGAGUUAGACCUUGUCCUGUAUUGGAUGUGAAAUUUGUUUGUUUGAUAGAUAAUGUUAGGUUGGGAGCGGCUACUAGUAGUAUCAUGAAUGCUGAGAUUGCCGUGGAGAAGGGUUUGAUAGUUUAG
This is a messenger RNA of Kwoniella botswanensis, 1113 nucleotides long. RefSeq names its product aspartate-semialdehyde dehydrogenase. The record is from RefSeq and is a predicted model, not a curated record. NCBI's taxonomy places the organism in Eukaryota, Fungi, Basidiomycota, Tremellomycetes, Tremellales, Cryptococcaceae. Gene Ontology annotation, biological process: L-threonine biosynthetic process. The transcript is spliced from 3 exons. The coding region runs from base 1 to 1113 and encodes 370 amino acids. Gene Ontology annotation, molecular function: aspartate-semialdehyde dehydrogenase (NADP+) activity; NAD binding; NADP binding.